This is a messenger RNA of Suillus clintonianus, 1593 nucleotides long. RefSeq lists its product as uncharacterized. Bases 1 to 1593 code for a protein of 530 amino acids. The transcript is spliced from 9 exons. NCBI's taxonomy places the organism in Eukaryota, Fungi, Basidiomycota, Agaricomycetes, Boletales, Suillaceae. The record is from RefSeq and is a predicted model, not a curated record.
AUGGCGCGUCGCAAACGCUCUGACUCGACUGCCUCAUCUGCUUCAUCUGCAUCCUCGCGUAGUUCUAACUUUUCAAUAUCAUCUGUGGCCCCUGUUCCUCCGAAGAAAUCCUCAAAGAAGGCCACGAGGCCAAAGAAAAAGCACCGUUCAUCUGAGGAUAAAGAGUCCGACUCGAUCGAUCCCCAUGAGGAAUAUCUUGCAGCUGCACGCUGUAUAGCGCGUUGCAUUGAUGUUUUCUGCAAGACCAAACAACUUAUCAGUGUAGGCCUUGCUCUGCAGCAGCAUGCUGCUGCAGAGCAUGGUGAUCUAUCGGAAGAUGAAGAUGUGCGGAUCAGUCGCGACAAGCGAUUGUCAAAGAUGUCACCUAAAAUCCAAGAUCGAUACCGGAAAAAUUUUGCUCAGUUACUUCAACUCGCUCCAAGCUUGAAGUCUCUCCUUGGCGACCCUCGCAAAACUUCGGAACUCAACAUUAUCAUCAAGAAGAUGGACGCGGUUAUUUCUGCGACUCGCUCUGACGACACCGCCCGUCUGAAGAGUCAGAUCGGUCAUUACGCAGCUUUCAACACGAAGGAUCACCCCAUACGUCCGGCCAUAUACGAUGGCAGUGGUUCGCGUACCCAUAUGGGUUUUAAUCACCCUGUUCUUGCACGCUUCCUCUGUCCAGUCAGGGAUCUCAAGACUUUUUCAGAUGACGCGGACAUGGCACUUAAAGACAUCCAGUGUGGCAAGAUCAAGGUAACUGCACACGCGCUUCCUGCUUUUCUAUGGGCCGGAGAUCCACCGGGCUCAGACUACAACGACGAUAACAUGUUUGAAGGCAUGUUUGAAGGUUAUUUAUUGGAGCGGACUAUGCGGCACAUAUAUACAAGUCCAUCGAGUGCAUACGGAGGGGAGACACGUGCUACACGCACCUGCAACGCGUCUUUACACAACAUGACGACCGUUGAAGCUGCACAUAUAGCUUACGGCUGUUUACAGGUUGAAUUUGGUAUAAGCGCCAAGAACUCUUGGGCCGAAAUUGACGGUGCCUUCAAUUAUCGCGAAUUCUACAACAAUAUUCUGGACCUUAUCGACGAUUCACCCGAUCCCGAAUGGAAAGAAGAACUUCUCAAGGCUUGGAAUGUGAAAUUAUUUAAGAAUGAGGAGGGCCGUGAUGGCAACAAUACUGAAGAGCAUGAGAAAACAACCUCCUCGUGCGAAGGCAGGGAUAAUGCCUUGGCAAGAGUCUGCGCUCAGAUGGCAGCGCGGCGUGCAGCCAAGGCAAACCCCACACCUGCUCCCUCUACUUGCAAGCCAAGUUCCCCUCCACCUGACCGCGAGCCAAGUCCCCCUCCACCUGACUGCGAGCCAAGUCCUGCUCCUUCUAUGCGCGAGCCAACUGUACCUCCUGUGCGCGAGCCAACUGUACCUCCCACCGCUCCCAAGCCAAAGCCAAAGCCUACAGCGCGUGCAAAGCCUAUUGUCCCUAUUGAUGCACGUGACGAAUCGGAUGUCCCAAGCGAUCUCUCAGAACCUGAAGAUUCUGAGCCUGGCCAGACCAUGAUCAAACACAAGACCAAGAAGGGUAGUUGCAAGACUCAUGUAUUGCAUUAA